Messenger RNA from Drosophila bipectinata, 474 nucleotides. RefSeq names its product eukaryotic translation initiation factor 5A-like. Gene Ontology annotation, molecular function: RNA binding; ribosome binding; translation elongation factor activity. Gene Ontology annotation, biological process: positive regulation of translational termination; translational elongation; positive regulation of translational elongation. Lineage: Eukaryota; Metazoa; Arthropoda; Insecta; Diptera; Drosophilidae. The record is from RefSeq and is a predicted model, not a curated record.
AUGGCAGACGAACGCGAACUAAUUAACUUCGAAGGCGAAGAACCUAUCAGAUACGUUCCGUGCUGGAAUUUGCACAAAAAUGGACUUGUGGUGCUGAAGGGACGUAUCUGCAAAAUCGUCGAAACGUCCAGCUCAGGCUAUCCUGAAGACUCUUCAUCGAAAGUCGACCUGGUGGGCGUCGAUGUCCUCACCCAGGAAAAGUUCGAGGGUACCUUCCCCUCCACCGAAAGGCUGGAGGUUCCGAUUGUGAAGGACUACCAACUAAUUUGUGUCGGUAACGAUGGAUUUGUGUUUCUGGAGUCGGAAGACGGAGACCAACAGAACCUCAAGCUGCCCGAGGGUGACCUGGGCGGAAAAUUUCGUUCAGAGUUUGAAAAGAGCAAGGAGAUUUUGUUCACCGUUCAGUUGGCUGGCGAAGUGGUGCAGAUUAUUGACGUAAAGGUUGGUAGUUUUGAAAAAAGUGACGAGGAAUAA